Molecule: messenger RNA, 657 nt
Organism: Pipra filicauda (Wire-tailed manakin)
Lineage: Eukaryota; Metazoa; Chordata; Aves; Passeriformes; Pipridae
Product: cytochrome c oxidase assembly factor 4 homolog, mitochondrial
Exons: 2
Coding region: 271-525 (84 amino acids)
Biological process (GO): mitochondrial respiratory chain complex IV assembly
Cellular component (GO): mitochondrial intermembrane space
Source: RefSeq, a predicted model, not a curated record
UCUGGAUCCGGAGGGCCGCCAUCGCCGCGGGGACACCGCCCCGUCCGCGGGGACACCUCCCCUUCCUCGGGGACACCUCCCCUUCCUCGGGGACACCGGCAGCACCCCGUCCGUGGGGACACCUUCCCCGCCGCGGGGACACCGCCCCUUCCGCCUCCGGCCGCGCGGGCCGGGCUGAGGCGGCACCGGCGGCUCGGGGGGAGCGGCAGCUCCGCGGGUGCGGGUACGGUGCGAGGGAGGAGGUGCCGGGCACCUUUGGGGGGUUCUCCCAUGGCCAAGCCGGGACACUCCUGGAGCCGUGCGCCAGCGGGGAAGGAGGAGGAUGAGGAUGAGGAGGGUGAGGACCCCCUGGAUGCCAGGAUCGCCCGGACGGGCUGCCUGGAGCAGCACCGGGACCUGCAGGAGUGCAUGGAACAGCACCGGGAUUGGCGGCACUGCCAGACACAGCUCCGGGCAUUCGGAGCCUGCAUGGCCCGUCGGGAACAGCGGGAACAGGGACAGAGCCGGGCACACCCUGCACAGUGACACCACCCGGGACCCCCAGGAAUGGGGGAGCUGUGCCUUUCACCCCCCUUUUUUUGCGUGAUUUUUUUUUUUUUUACCCAAGUGCCGGGAAAUCCACGUGGGAAAUUAAAUCUGGGAAUUUAAUCCUCUUCA